CCCGCAUACCUCUGCCUGCGCCCUGCGAGUCUUCCCUCGCUUCCAUUCCUCAUUCUGUUCUCCGAGAGAUCUCGUUCUCCGAUGAUCGCCGGUUCUUCGCCGCCGGUCAUCACAUCCCACCUCGGCAGUUCCCAGUUCCCACCACCAGAUCGCCACGAUGCAACCGGAGCCACCUACGCCAUCCGGAGGCACGACGCCCCUCCGCCCGCGCGCCGACAUCACGAAGGGCCUCCCUCGCCACGACGCCGUGCUGUACUGCCCGUCGUGCUGGGCCUACCGCCAACCCCCGGCGUCCUGGGUCCGCCGCGAGCCGCGGUCCUGGAUGAGCACUACGCCGGGUACGGCUAACGACGUAGCAAGAAUCCACCUCGACCGCGUGCGCCGCCACAUCGCCGGCCUCGGUCUCACGAUCGCCGCCGCGAGGUCCUUCUCCACCACGGCCUGCCCCAGGCGCUUCUACCUACACCUCCGCCUUCGCCGCGGGCACGAGGCGGGAACGGAGCCGCAGGCGCACGUCGUCGAGCUCACCUCGCACGACCGCCUCUGUGACGCCUGCAGCCGGUCCCAGGCCGACCCGGACCGAUGGCCCGCCGUCGUGCAGGUGCGCCAGCGCGCGUCAACGUCGUCGUCGUGCCGCCGCACGCUCAACCACGUCAUGUCGCUGCUCGUCUGCUACCGCGGCAACGACUCGCUCCUCCGCGUGGACUGGGACGCGGGCGCCGGGGUCCUCGACGUGCACGUCGUGUCGCGCGCCCACGCCGCCCGCUUCGUCCGCUUCGUCUCGACCGUCGCGCCCGCCCGCGUCGUCGGCACGGCGCGGAGGCUCGUCUCGCGCGACGGCGAGGGCAGCCCCUACAGAUUGCACUUCAUCUCCGUGGACAUCUGCCCGGUCUGCGAGGAUGACCUCGUCCUCCUGCACGCGGAGGCGUCCCGCGCCCUCGGCCGCCUGGGGCCCCUCGUCCUGUGCAUCAAGGUCACCAGCUCGCUCGCGCUGCUCGACACCGGCAACAUGCGCGUCGUGGUGGUAGGCGUCGAGGCGUGCGAGCGGUUCAGGAUCCAGCCCUUGCUCGACCGCGGCCGCCUCGUCGAGUACGUCGUGCUUGGCGUGCAACACGACCCGUCCGGCCACGUCGCGGCGCUCGGUGCGAGCUUCAUGAUGUCGUGGGCGCAGGUCGUCCGCUCGUCGGACGUGGGCAAGAAGGACGCCGCCGUCAUCACCGUGAAGACGCACCUCGGCUACGACCUGGAGCCUGGGUGCCACGCGCUCGGCUACGACCUCUCCGGAGACGACGUCUUCGGCCAUGGCUUGGAGAAGUAUGGGAAGAGACACACGUUGCCAGCUGCGGUGCUUACUCGGAGGUACUACGACGAUGACGAGGACUGGGAGGAGAGCGCAGGCGGGAUGCAGGACGGCAGGGAGGGACGUCGCGGCGGCGGCGGGAUUGAAGAGGUUACCACGGGUAUUGGAUGCAUGGACCUGAACCCGGCCGACGACAAGAACACCACAGUACCAUGACACCAUUCCAUCGGCUAUGAGUAGCGAGUAAGCGACAAGUGUUUCAUGUAGUACCACCAACAUUAAUCCACGGCUGUUGUUGACUCUUAUUCUAAUGAAUCAUAAGCCAUGCAUUAGAUGACUCUAGUCAUACCUUAGUCUAAAAAUCUAUCACUGGAGUUAUACAUGUAGCAGUGCUCAUGAGUAGAUAGCGAGUUGCAAUUUUGUUGCUUCUGAUAAUUCAUCAAUUCUUGG
Molecule: messenger RNA, 1750 nt
Organism: Zea mays
Lineage: Eukaryota; Viridiplantae; Streptophyta; Magnoliopsida; Poales; Poaceae
Product: nonsense-mediated mRNA decay NMD3 family protein
Exons: 1
Coding region: 158-1516 (452 amino acids)
Biological process (GO): ribosomal large subunit export from nucleus
Cellular component (GO): nucleus; cytoplasm
Molecular function (GO): ribosomal large subunit binding
Source: RefSeq, marked validated